Pocillopora meandrina is the source of this 7792-nucleotide messenger RNA. Lineage: Eukaryota; Metazoa; Cnidaria; Anthozoa; Scleractinia; Pocilloporidae. The record is from the annotation of a GenBank genome assembly.
AAUCCACAAGAAAUGACAGUUGUGUCAUAAUUUUUCCGGAAUGGUGCGAGACAUGCACAAACGAGAUCGGUUUGAUGUGUGCAGUGGGUACGUCACGAGAGGAGAUAUUAACAACCUGCCUUUGUUUUUUAUCAAUCACAGAUGUCGUCAAUACUGAGUGAGACGAGGAAAUUUUAGGCACAGCUCUCACGUUCUCGAGGUAAGAAUCUUUAACUUUUGUCAAUAAGAUACGGGCAAUUUUGCUUCGCACUCUGGAUGCGCAACAUAAAUCGUUUACCAUAAUUCUAAGGGAGUAACUUUUAGCUAUUCUUUCGUUCAUACAUUGACUAUUUUCAAGAAAUUCGCUAGACAAGAGAACGUGGAAACUUUAUAAAACGUUCAACGGCGCCAUGCACAGAAUUGACUUACUUUAUCUCCAGGAUUCAGCCAACUCCCAAAUCUGGCGCAGUUUCCCACAAAAUUAAAAAAUGGUUAAUUUCUACGAUCAUCUAGUUCUGCGUUUCAGUAAAAGGCUUGUGCAAGCACACAAAGAACAAUUUUUUGCUAAGUAUCAUUAACGCUUUUACAUCAUUAUCUAAAUGUUGCAUAUUUAAUGAGAGUUCUUGUUUUCGUUUCACUUUGCAACGCCAAUAUUAAGCUAAGAUUUCUACGUCAAAUUACGGGGCAUAAUUAAAGGGUAGGCUGCUCAUAUUCUUCCUGGAAAACCAAUACACUCAAGGUUGGAUAAAAAAAGAAAAACAUCAACAACAACUCAAGGCUUUUUUCGGGUUUCAAUGAUAAUUUUUCCACGGGUUACUACUUCUGCAUGCAGAGGGCCAGGUAAAUCUCAAACAACUGAUUCAACAUGGAUUCUGGACAAAUGCCAUAACAUGGGAAAAUAAAACUAAUAAUAAUAAUAAUAAUAAUAAUGAUAUAAUAGUAACAAAAAUAACAAUAAAGACAACGAAGGGAAAAAUGUGGUCUAAACCUUGCUUCUACAUCGUGAUUUCAAUGAUCAUAAAAUUAACAUAGAGAACAAAGCUGAGAAGAGUCUCUUGGAUGCUUGAAGUGAUCUGAUCUGCAAAUUUACAUUAGUUAGGAACGGCGCCUUUUAUCCAUUGGUCAAAAUACAAUGAGUUAAAGUGUUAUUAAGUCUCCCACUUCAACCUUAGCAGAAUCAAAGACGUAUUCAUUUUCGUACGACUAUAGUGAUGUCGAUCAAACGCCGUUGAAAGUUGUGUAUCUUAGUGUUCCCAAUCGAGAUGACAGAAAGCUUGAAAGAUAAUUAUGAUCUUUGAGUUCGUGAAGAAAGAAAAAAAACUGGGUUUAAGUAAGUCUCAAAUCGAACACACCGUACAUAAAAUCAAAGAAGGCUCAUAUUCACUCGCAAAGUUAAAAAAGUAUUUACUGAGAGGUGUGGAAUACUGUAUAUAAAUCGAAGUUAGCGAAUGUUUACACAGCUGUUCCGACUUCGCAUGUAUUAAUUUUCGCUCUCGGAAAGGGACAAAGGUUAUAAAACACGUCAAAGUCUGACUCUGUCGUCUUCGUUGUUCACAGUCACAGAGCCGAGUUUAAGCCAACCAGACUUGACACUUAAAUUAUACGAAGAUAAAAGGCUAUAUUUUGAACGCAAAGGUGGAAUACAGCGUUAUCGUAUUAUUUCAGAUAGGAUAACAUCUUUUAGCUAUUUCAUAGUUAUUAUAUGAGUAUUUAUUUUAAUAUUAAUUUUAAGGUAUUUGGAACUAUUAAUCAUAAUAGUUAUGAAAAUGAUGAUGAUGAUAAUAAUAACUAAUAACAUCGAUUAAAAAGACUGAAUUUUGCAGAGAUAAUUUAUGGCAUGUACUUAAGUCUGCGAUUCUCGUCGCAGGUAAACGUUAAACAGAACCAAGUGCCACUUUAAUUCUUGCCCUCAUUGUCCUAAACGAAUUUACGAGCAUAGCCCUCGAGUACAAGUUCAUUGCAAUCACAGCUGAAGAAAUAUAGUAUUAACUUACACAGCGCCAUUUAUCACUGUUAUUUUAAAAGAUUGGGAUAGAAAGAGAGGUUAAGGGUACCUUUUGCAGUUAUGAAUUGUGGUUCCUCCAAGAACAAUUUUCACUCCAGGCAAUGUCUUGUUUAAGUUAUAAACAGCAUAAGCCUCCUCGUAAGUUGCUCCACCAACCAUAAACAAGAUAAUUUCUUGGGGCCUUUAAAAUAGAUAGUAAUAAAUCAAAAUUCUACUCAGUGAAAAAGAUUGCAGAUUCCUAGCUCGGUUGGAUAAGAUAUAAAGAAUUUAAUCUUAGUUAGAGUACUCGCGGGCGACAAAGAAACCCUGGAGGUUUUUCCCAAGAGAUAAAAUCCUGUACAAUUGAGAUUUCGUGAUCGGAUGCUAUUCCAACCUUUCUAUGGCACUGGAAAGGAGAAUUUGUUUAACAAUUAAAAGCUUCUUCCGUUGGCGAUGAGUCCUUUUAUUCUCAUACUGUACUGAUUGAUUCAGCAACGAUACUGUCUAGAGAAAAGGGCUCAACGUUGAAACGAACGCUUUAAACAGAGAAAACCUAGGACUCGGUGUUUUGUUAUUGUUUCGUUGUAAACUAGUGUUUUGUCAAUUCAAGGGUUAUAAAAACCUUGGUGACUUACCAAACAAAAAGAGGUUCUAGACAUUACACGUAAGUGUGAUUGAAUGUAUUGCAUAUGCCUAAAUCCUCACAAAUAAAAGUCUCAUCAGCAAAUUUUCAGAAAAUCAGUUCUCGGACUACAAGCUUUGCACUGGCUUGCAAUUGUACUUGUACACGAACUCUGACUUUUUUGGGGGUUAAUAUUUUGAACUUCAAGGCUGUUCUACAUGAGAGUCUGUAAAAAUUUGGUAAAGAACUGUAAGUGGUUCCUACCUGUCUCGCAGCACUGACGAACCAAUGUAUGGGAACUGCGUGUCCUUUAACUUUCCUUUCACUAAGCUGUCCAGUGUUUCAGAGAUCAAAGGAGUAUGCUGUGUGUAGAUGUUUUCGACUCCCUGAAAAUACAACAGGAUUACCGGUUUCUCUUGCAAUCAGGGGGAAUUAAUCAAAAUAAUCAUCAAAAAAAUCUCACUACAUCAAACACUGAGGGGACUACAGAAGGAAUCCUAGAACAAAAGAUCAUUUGUUUGCGAGGCUAAAAGGCGAGUUUUAAUAGCUGCCGCAAAUCACUAUUUCGACGUAAUUUAUACAGUUCAGUUAGUACUGUUGAAGAGACUGUGUCGUUUCCCAUGAAACGGGAAAUACCCAUCAUAAAGUCCUCAUCUCCUGGGCCGAGUAACGAAAAUUCAACACUGCACGCACUUGUCUCCAAACGAAAAUCUAUUUUUAUUUUAUUUUCCCUAUUUUUUCCUUCUCGCUAAUCAUAAUUGAAAAGCUAUUGUCGGGGAGCCUCGUCAAAAAUCUAAUCAACAAUGUCCGUUUCUUUGAUCUUUCGUCGUAACCUUCUCAUAAAAUACAAAGCAUUAGUUUAACAAACCGCCCAGGUUUGUAUUUCAAAGUCAUGUCCCUCCAUCGUAAUCAAAAACACUAAAGACGCUACCUUUAAUCCCUUGAAGAAUCUCCUCGUCAAAGACAACGGGGUUUUAUUUUGCCCAAAGAGAUCACUACCCCUGACACUCCUGCCGCCAUACUGGAUUAGAGCCGUCACCGUCUGAGCAUACAAGACAAAAAAUGUUUGCUAAAACAUAAUCGUUUUGGUCUAUUUGUUUGUUUAUCGUUUGUGCCGCACUUUUUCAGAGCUUAUAAUUUGUAUUGCUGUCUAUUUUCCAUUCCCAUUUUUUAUGUAUUGAACAUUCAUAACCCAGUUCAUUAUCAAAAAAGUAAAAUGUCGAUAUUCGGGCACUAUCGUCAUAAUUGUUUUUCGUAACUUUCUAAAUGCGCGCAAUUAUAUGAAAGGUGCAUUAUUCGUGACUUUUUUUUAACGAAAAUCCUUAAGUAAUACGUUGUUUAUAGAACACAUUUUGCGAAAAGCAUUUUUAUGAAUAUUGAUCUUGAUAUACAGAAAGUAUAGUGAUUUGUGGACUGCUGUUACCAAGAAUCAUUUAGGAAACACCCUGAGUACACAAAGACAAUAUGAAACGCUUUUCAAGGCAAGGCAAAUGGUCUUUAAAUGACUCUCCCGUUUUGCUGAUCUAUAAGGACUACAAACACUUUAUUUGAUUUGGACUUAGUUGGUCUCUUUUUUAGAAGUGGUGAUCCGGACUUGUCUCCUAAAUUGUUUAUUUGAGUCUGUCGAAAGAACAGUAUAUAGACGGUUAUAAGUCCGAGUGUUACACGCUUGAAUCAAUAUAUUGGGGCAUGACUGACAAUAUAGAUCCAAGUUCCGGCGAUUUUAUAACAUUAACACUAUCAGUUCUAAACCGCAAUUUCACAUCGUUUUCUGAAAGCUCUUUUUCUUUUGUUUAUCUCUCAGGGCUUUUUGAAAGAUUCCUGUAAAAUUGAUAAUGCGAAUUUUAUGUCUCAGGGUUUUUCUUUCUUGGGUUCAAAUCACACACACAUCGAGGACCGAAAAAUAAAUACAGCAGGGAGUGAUGCUAAUAUUGCGAUAACAAUCCAUUUGCGAUUUGACGUGCCACUACAAAAAUGGUCCAUAAUUAACAUGAAAAUAAUAUCACUCCCACACAAUUAAGCCCAAUUCAUGUUUUUGCUAAGGAAAAUUGAAUUGGUUUAUGUCACAGUCGCUUAGCUUCCUUUGGUUCAGCAAAAAAUGUGUUGGUUUCACUCUAAGCUUCAUUCUAUUCCUUUGCUUCUACAAAGAAAUUGUACUUUCUUUGUUGCGGAGAAGAAACAGCCCUCCGAAAAACAUCGCCAUCUGUUUACACAGACAAAACGACUGAAACAGUUCAACACAAACGACGGUAAAAGCCAGCUAGCGUUUCUUAAUAGGAAGGACAAUUUCAGGUGGGAAAAUCGAGAGAAAUUUAUUUCCAUGUGCUACGCCUGUCAGAGUGUCACAAUUAUACUUUAACCAUUUGUAAUUAAUUUCCUAUUUCCCUCUAAAGCAAAUAACAUCCCAUUUCAUUGAAAGCUUACAGGACGCAAAUAUCUGCUUACAUUGUAAAAAAAAAAAGGUUUUAACUCACGACAUCUAUUUUAUACACAGAGUUAGCGCAUUACACAUUAAUUUGGAAAUUGCAUUGGAAUAUUGGGAGUCGAAAUUUUUCAUAGAAGUUUGUAAAUCGACUCUUAAAGUAUACUAGAAUUUUAAAGAGCGGAUUCGUGAAAUUAAUUUAACCGAAGCUUACGCAUUUUAAAAAGGGCGAAUUACGCAAUUUGCAUGAAGGUAACAACCCUUCUGGUAAUUUCCGGUAAUCCUCAAUUUGCAAAUUACUGUAUUUGGGAGUUUGUCCUUUAUAAAUUACAACAAAAACUUUUGGAUAUUCUAUCGGCGGCAGGCAAGCUUGGUGGGGAAACACCACACCAAAUUGCGUAAUUAGAUUCAAUACUCGUUUUGGAAGUGGAAAAGACGAUUUAAGUCCACCAACUUGCUGCUUUUCAAAAAACUGUUCAUUUUGGUAGGUUUUUCAUAACAAGAUCAAAAGAUUAUAUUAACCAAGUGUCCCGAGAAGGAGUCCUAUUAAUACUGAUGAUCUGAGCACUCUUUCAUUUAAAAGAUGAUAUCUCAUUUUUUUCCUCUCAAUUUCCAAUAACGUAUUUGUGUGAGUACCCUUCCAUAUUCUUGUCGGGCGGUUGGAAUUAACUGAAAAUUAAUAAGUACCUUAGUUAGCCGUCAACUUCUUCAUAAAUUUUCCAUUUCAAUACCGCAUUUCUUUUUUUAAUUCAAAAGUUUGCCUAGCUUUAUAUAAUCAGUUUUCUAAUAACAUCUUUUUCUUUCAGUGGAGCGAAUUAAAUGUGUUACAAUUGAGGUCAGAAGGCGACAACUUGCAAACCGAAGGAAGACGAAAGUAUAACGACUUUACUAGUCAGGUUGAGGAAGUAGAGAGAGUGUAUAUCUAGAACUAUACCAAACAAGAUUCGUCGGGGAAAGAGGAAAAAUUCAAACAAAUCUGGAAAGAAAUCUACGGAAGAAAGCAUCUGUGCUGAGGCGAAGAAAUCUUUUUAAGCGAAGAGAAGAAAGAUAACGACAUGAACCACAUCAAUGACAGCAACUUAACUAACAACAAUGGGAAGGAAGACCUAUUCAAUAGCGACCCGACAGUGCCGUUCAUUAACUACGGCUUGCUCUCGUUUUCCAUCAUCCUCGCAAACAGUCUAAUCCUGCUGCUCAUCUGGCGCAAACGGCGACUGCGCACCACAUCCAACAUGAUUCUUACAAGUCUCGCAGUAAGUGACCUUCUAACAGGUUUGAUAGCGGUGCCAAUGGUUAUUGUCUGCUCAGCCGUUCAGCGUUUCGAAGUAUGUCUCCCUAUGGAUAUCUCCAACCGCUUUCUGGCUUUCUCGUCCGUGGGCCACCUUACUCUCUUAUCCAUCGACCGUUAUAUAAGAGUAACCAAGCUUCUGCAGUACCCGUCCAUCGUAACAGAAGAGAGACUUCGUUGUGCUCUGGCUUCUGUCUGGAUGUUCGCGCUGCUGGCCUCAAUGAUACAGCUUAGCUGGAUUCUGCACCCCACAACAGCUGAGGACACAGUGAAUCGUUUUGACCUCGGAUACGACUUCUUUCACAUAGCUGCCCUAGUCGUGGUUCCCUUACUUGUGACGAGCGCCAUUUAUACCAAACUUUUCACUUUCCUUCGAAGGCAAAGCAACGAGAUCCACAGCGAACUUACCAAGGGCUCGGGAUCUCAGGUCAACAAAGGCAGACGACAAGUAAACGAGAAGAAAAUCGCAACGAUCUUCAUCGCCAUGAUGGCGGUGUUCAUCGUUGGACUAUUUUUCUAUUUUAUGUGGGCAAUUAUGAAUGAUCUGCACGCCAUAGGGCAGCAUAGUAUGUCGCCAAAGGCAGCUAACGCAAUAGUCACCACUAUCGUUUUCCUUCGCUUCUUGACAGCGUUGUGCAAUCCGCUCCUCUGUACUUUCAUGAAGCAGGACUUUCGCGACGCUUUAAAAUCUUUGGUUACUGGACUAAGGCGCUCGGAUACAGCGAGACUGACCAGCUUUUCAUCGAGAGCGCGUGCAGUAAGUUCAGUUUAUAGUAGUAGGGAGUGAUUGAAUGGGGAAAUUUGUGGUGAGUGCAGGAGUCAAGUUUCGAGCAAGAAAAAAAAUAAUAAAAUGUAUAUCGCACAUAAGUAAAUCGUCUGGGUAUUAAUGAGCUAUGAUGGUAAAGAAAUGGUUGACGACAAAGACAAUCAAACAAGAUCAUGAAAAGUGGUUUGACAAAGGAAAAAAAACAAAACAAAAACCAAAAAACUUGGAUAAUCUUGUCAGUCUUUCGUUAUAGACUACUAGGAAGUAUAGGUGUAAUUUCAUGUCACAAACUAUGAAAGGAUUCUUACGCAAGUUAUUCGGCAUAAUUUGAUAGAUUCUUUUUGAAAUGGAAGGUUUCAGUAUGUAUAUAUAUAUACAAAUACAAAACAAAACAGAAGAAACACAAGAGUGGGCGCAUUUUCUUACUCUGUCGAUUGCUUCGAAGAAAAAAAGAAGUCAAUUUACCUUAGAAAUUUACCCGUUUGUUUUCAAGCCUGAGUGGUAUGUGUCUCGCAUAAAUAUCAGAUAAAAUACCAUGUCAACACGCGGUAGACGAACUUUAUAAAUUACUGGUUGUAUUUAAAAUAAUUUACAUAGCUUUAAGAGUUGAAAUGAAUAACAUAGAACGACCCUUUUCUAAGGUAAAGCAUAUUUAAAAGGCGAUAUAUGUAUUAUACGAGAAGGGAAGCCAAGUUGUAAAAAGACAUAUGGGAGAGAGCCAUCAAUAAAGG